Batrachochytrium dendrobatidis JAM81 is the source of this 2010-nucleotide messenger RNA. RefSeq lists its product as uncharacterized. The transcript has a single exon. NCBI's taxonomy places the organism in Eukaryota, Fungi, Chytridiomycota, Chytridiomycetes, Rhizophydiales. The coding region runs from base 1 to 2010 and encodes 669 amino acids. The record is from RefSeq and is a predicted model, not a curated record.
AUGAACUGUAGGCUCGUUGGUCGACAUAUAAACAUCCAGUUUGUCAGAAAACUACUGCCUUUAUCGAUAAAUCCAAAGGCAAAUAGUAUUUUUCUGUUCACACUUCAAGGACUUGAUUGUGUUUAUUUGCAUCCACCUUGUCGCUGGCUUUCGACGCAGCUGCUCAAAAAACAUCCGAUUGGAUAUGGCCGACCUCGACAACGAGUUCUGUCGUCAUCGCAUUCUUUCCGGUCCAGUAAACGACCUCCAGUAAGAAUAAUUGCAUACUCCAAAGGAGUUGAUAAAUCCAAGGCUUCUUCAGCUUCCAGUACAGAUGUAUCUGCUCAGGUUGAACCACUGCUUUAUUUACCCAACCCAAAUGAUCAAAAUGAUGGCAAUGUACUUGUCAAUCAAGAUUCAUUUAAUACUUGGAUCUCUGACCUUCCAUUAUCUCAGAAUCAACAACCGGAUGAUCAAUAUGAUCUUAAAACUGCAUGGGAAACUCAUGGAUCGCCAAGUACUCUACAUACCACACCCGACGUUUCGCUAAAAAACUCGCAAUUGACUGAUUGGUCUAAAAUAGAUAUCAGCGAGCAGUUCAAGCUACUUUUGAAUCUGCUCGAAGCCCAUAUAAACUCACCAUCAGAGCAUAUCCCUGAUUUUGAUGUUUUGCAUGAGAGGACUCAUGGCGAGUUCUCAUUGUUCACACCAUUGGAAUCACAAUCUACAACCAACCAUGUCUUAUCUCCUGAUUAUCAUUCAACAAACACGUCUGAUUCUACAAGUGAGCUGCAAUCUAGUAUGGCUCAAGAUCCAUGGAUUUUGUACAAAUCACUAACGCUCGAUUUCAAUGCAUUGCAAUGUGUUCCAAGAAAACUAUUCACAAUGUUGCUUCGCUAUGCAGCACACACAAAACAAACACCGGGAGCAUGUAUGGAUCAUAUCAAUGCGUUGAUGCAGGAUAUGGGUCAGUGUAAUAUUGUUCCAACCGAGUCUGAAUGGAGACUGGUUAUUUGGGCUUACAUCAAGUCUGAAUCACUGAGUCACGUUGAAACAAUUAUCCAGCAGAGUAAUGGAUGGUGUUUACUUUUUGAUCAUAUUGACCAUGCUAGAUUGACUGGUGCAUUGGAUGAAAAAAUGCAAGUAGAAUCCUAUGCAUUAUCAUCGCGGGCUCAGUUUUUUAGAAUUCUUGCACAGGCAUUGGUAUCUAUUGGCGCAACGAGUCAAGUGCAGAUGCUGGUGGAUGCACUUUGCGAUGCAAAAGACUUUACUCAAGUCUCGGGAUAUAAAAACAUUAAUACUGCAGAUAUGUUCGAGGCUUUGAUUGAGCUGUUUCAUCACUUGCAGAAACCAGAGUACUCCAUGGCAGCCUUGUUGGCGAUGCAAUCUGAAGGGCUGACUCCAACCGAACAGUGCUACUUGAGUAUAUUUCAGUCGCUUCUUAAAUCCAAGCAACCCGAUCAUCCCAUUUUAAACAAACACAACAGAUUGACAUUUCUUCAGAAAAAUCAAUCAGCCAUAGAUACUGCUAAACACAUAUUUGGCUUUUACUCUAGUAUUCCAAGCAAUCAACUUACACUGUCUAUUUUAUCAGCAGCUCUUGACAUUGUUCCGCACUAUCCCUCACAGGAAUUUAUAACCCGAAUAUGGUACGAUCUCGAGUCAUUUUCAGACGCACCUCAAUCACCCAUUUACUGGACUCUGUGUAGACUCUGUAUGAUGUUUCCUGUCAAAUCGGAUGGGUAUUUGCUUGCAUUUGAUAUUUUUCGAGCACUACUUGCAAGGCGCGAUUUGAUUCCUGAUCCUCUUGAUGCCAGCGUUCAUGAGCAGUUUAUAAAUAUGUACAUGGAGUUUCAAUUAAUGCCACUUUUUACUCAGCACCUGAUGAUGCUAAGACGACUCAAGAUACGUAUUGGAUAUGAUAUGUGUAUACGAAUGCACAGGCAUAUUUCAUCGCAGCAUCAUCGAUUUUAUCUAAGAGUGUAUAUGCGGGAAGUGGGAUGGCCCAGUCCUCCUAGACAAUUUAAAUAA